Prunus avium (sweet cherry) is the source of this 2975-nucleotide messenger RNA. RefSeq lists its product as uncharacterized. NCBI's taxonomy places the organism in Eukaryota, Viridiplantae, Streptophyta, Magnoliopsida, Rosales, Rosaceae. The record is from RefSeq and is a predicted model, not a curated record. Gene Ontology annotation, cellular component: cytosol. Gene Ontology annotation, biological process: proteolysis. Gene Ontology annotation, molecular function: serine-type endopeptidase activity; oligopeptidase activity.
UCAAAAUUAUGGCGACAUAAACCACACACAAUGAGCACACAUUAGCCCACAUUCUUAUUGGCAAGUAACGCUCAGCAAGCAUUGAUGCCUCGAGGUUCCAACUUCCAAUGGCCGAAGGUUUUGACUCCUGAGGAUUCGGCGUAAACAAUGUUGUCAUAUGCUCGCCACGCCAAUGCCAUUUCCCCAAGGCUCCCAACAAAUCACGCUCCUUUUCUUUCUCUUUUAAAUACAACAUCAAACACUUCAUCUUCACAUUCGUCUUCGUCUUCGUCUUCGUCUGCAGGAAUAGGACGACGACUAGCAUUUACCCAAACCCAACCGCCUUCAAUCUCAAUCUCAAUCUCAAGCCCUCUCAAAUCCCUUCGUUUUCUUUCUCGUUACGUUAAUAAGAAAAAAAGGUCUUCCGUUCGCUCUCUUUCAUUUCUUUCAAAACCUAGAAUGGGCUCGCUUUGUGCCCUGGACCUGCCCUUGCAAUACCCUGGAGUCCGCAGAGAUGAGUCUGUUAUCGAUGACUACCAUGGCGUCAAGAUUGCCGAUCCUUAUAGAUGGCUUGAAGAUCCUGACUCAGAAGAGACAAAGGAUUUUGUACAGAAACAAGUGGAACUGACACAGUCGGUUCUAAAGGAAUGCGAUAUGAGAGGUAAGCUGAGUGAAAAGAUCACCAAGCUUUUCGAUCACCCACGCUAUGAUCCACCUUAUAGGCAAGGGAAUAAGUACUUUUACUCCCAUAACACUGGGCUUCAAGCCCAAAACGUCAUCUACGUCCAGGACAGUUUGGAUGGAGAACCAGAAGUUUUGCUUGAUCCUAAUACGCUCAGUGAAGAUGGGACUGUAUCUUUGAACACACAUUCUGUAAGUGAGGACGCCAAGUACGUGGCCUAUGCCCUUAGCACAAGUGGCAGUGAUUGGGUAACAAUCAAAGUGAUGCGGGUUGAGGAUAAGAAGAUCGAGCCUGAUACUUUAUCUUGGGUCAAGUUUUCGGGCAUUUCCUGGACACAUGAUAACAAAGGGUUUUUCUACAGCCGAUAUCCAGCUCCAAAAGAAGGAGAAGAUAUUGAUGCUGGGACAGAGACCAACGCAAAUCUUUAUCAUGAGGUUUACUAUCAUUUCGUGGGUACAGAUCAAUCGAAAGACAUACUAUGCUGGAAGGAUCCUGAAAAUCCUAAAUACUUGUUUGGAGCCGAUGUUACUGAGGAUGGGAAGUAUAUAAUUCUAUCUAUUACUGAGGGUUGCGACCCAGUCAACAAAUUUUAUUACUGUGACAUGUCUGCACUUCCUCAUGGGCUUGAAGGUCUAAGGGAGAAAAAUGAUUUGCUCCCAGUUCUGAAGCUUAUCGAUACAUUUGAUGCAAUGUAUCAUCUCAUUGCAAAUGAUGACAAUCUGUUUACUUUUCUGACAAACAAAGAUGCUCCCAAAUAUAAGUUGGUCCGAGUUGAUCUAAAGGAACCAACUGUUUGGACUGACGUUCUCCAAGAAGCUGAAAAAGAUGUACUUGAAUCAGUACGUGCUGUGAAUGGUAGCCAAAUGAUUGUUAGUUACUUGAGUGAUGUGAAGUAUGUACUACAGAUUAGGGAUUUGAAUUCAGGUAACUUGCUGCAUCAAUUACCCGUUGACAUUGGCUCAGUUAGUGGGAUUUCUGGAAGACGUGAAGACAGCACUGCUUUUUUUGGGUUUACGAGUUUUCUCACCCCUGGUAUAAUAUAUCAGUGUAAUUUAGCGAACGAAAUUCCGGACAUGAAGGUAUUUCGCGAAAUUACAGUUCCUGGGUUUGAUCGCUCAGAGUUCCAAGUUGAUCAGGUAUUCAUUCCCAGUAAGGAUGGAACUGAGAUACCAAUGUUUGUCGUGGCCAGAAAGAACAUUCCUUUGGAUGGAUCACACCCGUGCUUGCUAUAUGGAUAUGGUGGAUUCAACAUUAGUAUUACGCCUUAUUUCAGUGUUAGUCGUAUUGUACUUACAAGACAUUUAGGUGCUGUUUUCUGCAUAGCAAAUAUCCGUGGUGGUGGAGAGUACGGGGAGGAAUGGCAUAAAUCAGGCUCCCUUGCUAAAAAGCAAAAUUGCUUUGAUGACUUCAUUUCUGCAGCUGAAUACCUGGUAUCUGCCGGUUAUACCCAACCCAGCAAGUUGUGUAUCGAAGGUGGAAGUAAUGGUGGGCUGCUCGUUGGGGCUUGCAUAAAUCAGAGACCCGAUCUCUUUGGUUGUGCACUAGCUCAUGUUGGUGUUAUGGACAUGCUACGGUUCCACAAGUUUACCAUAGGUCAUGCAUGGACUUCUGAUUAUGGCUGUUCUGACAAGGAGGAAGAAUUCCAAUGGUUAAUUAAGUACUCGCCUAUACACAAUGUCAGGAGACCAUGGGAACUGCAUGCAAGCCAACCUCACCAGUACCCAUCUACCAUGCUAUUGACUGCAGAUCAUGAUGACCGAGUCGUACCAUUGCACACGUUGAAGUUAUUGGCGACCUUGCAAUAUGUUCUGAGCACAAGUUUGGAGAAAAGCCCACAGACCAAUCCGAUUAUUGGUCGCAUUGAAUGCAAGGCAGGGCAUGGAGGUGGACGUCCAACCCAGAAAAUGAUUGAUGAAGCUGCUGACAGGUAUAGUUUCAUGGCUAAGAUGUUGGAUGCAUCUUGGAUAGAGUAGUAGUUUUAUCGAUGCUUGACAACAAAGAUGAAAAGAGCGAAAAAAAAAUUCAUGGCUAAGUUGGGUGCAUGCUGUAGUCGACCUCCUGGGUUAGGUUUAGCUUAGCACAGGCUAUUUUAAAGUUGAACUAUGGCGCGCAAAGCAAUACGUUAUCUUGAGCUCUGGUAGCUAUUGAUCAACACAAGAUGAAUUCAGCCUUCUAUCAAGAAGGGCUCCAUUUUCCAUUUUCCUUUUUUUUUCCUUUUACCUUCUAAAUUUGUAAGGGAUCUUGUUCUAUAUGUUCUAUAGAUUACUCUUGGACAAUUAAUCUCGAUAUUCCUAAAUAAUCAUUUUAUAUUGUA